This is a messenger RNA of Elgaria multicarinata webbii, 841 nucleotides long. It is a transcript of the gene FNDC5, whose product is annotated as fibronectin type III domain containing 5. The record is from RefSeq and is a predicted model, not a curated record. The transcript is spliced from 6 exons. Gene Ontology annotation, cellular component: extracellular region; plasma membrane. Bases 9 to 689 code for a protein of 226 amino acids. NCBI's taxonomy places the organism in Eukaryota, Metazoa, Chordata, Lepidosauria, Squamata, Anguidae. Gene Ontology annotation, molecular function: protein binding. Gene Ontology annotation, biological process: positive regulation of brown fat cell differentiation.
GAUGCAGCAUGGAGCCACUCCGGAGGAUGGAUCGCCUCCUUCUCUACAUUCACGCAGCCCUCCUGGUUUAUUUCAACGGGGCCAGCUUGUGCCUGGCCGAUCCAGACAGCCCCUCCGCUCCGGUCAACGUCACUGUCAAACUCCUGAAGGCCAACUCAGCUGUGGUGACCUGGGAUGUCCUGGAAGAGGAAGUGGUCAUUGGAUUCGCCAUUUCCCAGCAGAAGAAAGAUGUACGGAUGUUGCGUUUCAUCCAGGAGGUGAACACCACCACCCGCUCGUGCUCCCUCUGGGACCUGGAGGAGGACACUGAGUACAUCGUGCAUGUGCAGUCCAUCAGCAUCCAAGGGCAGAGUCCGGCCAGUGAGCCCGUCCACUUCAAGACCCCCCGGGAGGCUGAGAAACUGGCUUCCAAAAACAAAGAUGAGGUGACGAUGAAGGAGAUGGGAGAGAAAAAUCAGCAGCUGCGAGCCGGGGAGAUCCUCAUCAUUGUUGUGGUCUUGUUCAUGUGGGCAGGGGUGAUUGCCCUGUUCUGCAGACAGUAUGACAUCAUCAAAGACAAUGAACCAAAUAACAAUAAGGAGAAAGCCAAGAACACGUCUGAAAACAGCACCCCUGAACACCAGAGUGGGGGGCUCCUACGUAGCAAGUUUCCCAAAAACAAGCCUUCAGUGAAUAUCAUUGAAGCAUGACAGCCUGAUGGAUGGACUCCAUUUCUCCUUCUCGCUUUUGCUCUCAUUUCCCCUCUCCAAGAUCUGGUAACCGAGGAAGUGAAAUAUUGUCAGAGCUGUUUCGAAAGAGUCCUGCUCAGCUGCAGAUGGCAGGCUCAAGCGUCUGCAUCUUU